UACGGUGAUGACGUCAGGAGCAAAGCUGCAGUGCCUGCGAGAGCGACGCAACCUGCUCCUACGCGCAUCUUUUCCAAACUUAAAGGAAGCAAGAGGAGGACGCGCGGCUGGGAGUUUGUUAUUGUUACCAUGAAGAAAGACAACAUGACUAACAAGUCUUUCUUCAACUCAAGUCCCAGUGGCUCUGGGACGGGGACGGCGGACGAGGAACUCGUCAUCACCUCCACUUUCGGGACUCUCCUUUCCGUCGUGUACGUCAUCGGGGUGUCGGGGAAUGUGUACACUCUGGUGGUGAUGCGUCACUCCAUCCGCUUCGCCACGUCCAUGUACAUCUCCAUCAUUAACCUGGCCCUGGCGGAUCUUCUCUACCUCUCCACCAUCCCCUUCGUAGUGUCCACCUACUUCCUCAAGGACUGGUACUUCGGCGACGCAGGCUGCAGGGUCCUUCUCAGCCUGGACCUUCUCACCAUGCACGCCAGCAUCUUCACGCUCACAGUCAUGUGCUCGGAGCGUUACCUGGCCGUCACCAAGCCCCUCGACACGGCGCGCCGCUCGAAGAGUUACCGUAAAGCUCUAGCGUGGGGAGUGUGGCUCCUCUCCUUGCUCCUCACUCUCCCCAUGAUGGUGAUGGUGGCCCAGACGACUGCUAAAUCCCCGGACGGGGGUGUGAAGAGGAUGUGCGCUCCCACGUGGGCGCCCGUGGCUUACAAAGUCUACGUGACGGUCCUGUUUGGCACCAGCAUCAUGGCACCAGGUCUUAUUAUUGGGUACCUGUACGUCAAGUUGGCGCGCACAUACUUGGAGUCCCAGCGCAACUCUGUCGUCAGCAAAGGCGGGAAACGCUCACCGAAACAAAAAGUACUCAUCAUGAUCUUCACCAUUGUGCUCGUGUUCUGGGCGUGCUUUCUGCCAUUUUGGGUCUGGCAGCUGCUGCCGUUGUACCACAGCCAGCCGCUGAGUUUGGCCUCGCAGACGCACACCUGCAUCAACUACCUGGUGGCGAGCCUCACCUACAGCAACAGCUGCAUUAACCCCUUCCUCUACACGCUGCUCACCAAGAACUACAGGGAGUAUCUGAAGAACCGGCACAGGAGCUUCUACCGGUACACGUCGUCGUUUAAGCAACGGCCGCCCAGUUUGUACUCCUGGGGGAAGUCCGCCUCCUCCAGCAACCAGUUAGAGUUCAACUCGGAGACGCUCGUCAUGGGGACCUUCAAGUGACUUUUCGCGUCACAGGGCUUGAGUGAGCCGGAGGACCUUCCCGGGCCCCUCCCUCUCCACCCAUGGGUGCUUCAGGGCAGAGCUGGGUCAGAGAUGGCUUGUGUCGGGUCGCAUGUGAAGGACACGGUAAUGGCGUACCGGGUCCCCCAUGACACCGUCUCCACACGGUGGAGGUUCUCAGAGCCGGAGGAAAAGAAAGACACUCUACCUGGGCAAAGAAAGCGUCAAAAGCUUACAAAGAACACUAAAUUCAUCACACAACAACUUGAAAAGUAUACCUGAGAAAGAUAAGUACAAUGAGGAAAUGGAUGGAUGGAUACGUACAAACAUGUACCAAUACGAACUUUACUCAGAUGCAAUGCAUUAUGGGAAAACUUUUUUCAAAUAGAAAACAGCCUCUUGUGCGCCGCAAUAUGCCAUUUCAUAACACUGUGGACAUGUUUGAUAUUAUAGUCCAGUGUGGCUUAUCUAUGUUUAAAUGAUAUUUUUCCUGUAAUUCUAGUGGGUAUAUACCGGUGUGGCUUAUAAUUUACGGUAACCUUGAAGAGUUGCCCAACUCCUGUGAGAGGGUUGCAGUUUUAUGGUUUGCUGCUUCAGUGUCCCACAACAUUUUUGCAAGGCCCGUUUUGUCCCGGCCCAUUGGUACUGUUGUGAUUCACUUAGCGGACUUUCAUUCGUCUAGUCUGGGAUCAGUUCACACUCAAUGUCCCAUUCAUAAUCACCCUGCAAUUGACUGGCGAUCACUUGGGGGGAUUUGCCCAUAAAGUGGAUAAGCAGUACUCUCUGACUUUCAACACCAAUUAGAAAAGUAACAGGAAGUAAAAGUAAAUGACACACACUAUUUAUCAGGAAGAUGGCUACUGUAUUUUACAUUGGCCUUAUGAACACAGUGCAAAUGUUCUCCAUUGUAGUGUAGUAUAUUUAUGAACAUACCUUUUAUGAUCCAAAUAAUCAUUGAAAUACUUUAAUAAAAUCCCAAAAGUUUAACCGUUAUUAUUAAAAUUACAAUAACGAUGUGUCAAUUUAAUAUGAAUAUAAAUUGUACUUAAGUGGCGCCACAAACUAAAUCAGAACUAUGUUCCUCAUCACGGAAAUCUGACCAGAAUUGGUGUCAAGGGGCGAUGUGGGGUGUAAGUCACUGAUGAUGCAGUACCCUGUCGAUGGGGAUGUCAUACAACCUCAAGUCUAAAAGAUGUGAACUAUCCCUUUAAAGCAGAGGCUGUCUCGUGUGUUCCUGCAGUGGUCGCAUUUUUUGUCAGGGACGAGUGGACGUAGAAAAUAUUAAGGAAGGUUCAGUUUAAAAAAAUGUUUCUGCAAGUGAGCAUGAACAUAUGUAGGCUGUCAAAAUUAUAUGGUUCAUUUUCAUCUGUGAUUCAUUGAUUUAUUUAUUUAUUAGUUUUCAUUCAUUCAGUUUUUUUCUGAAUGAGAAACAACAAACACAUAGGAAGACAGGUUUACGUGUUCUGGCUGUCAGUCAUAAGCUACUAUUGAUCCUCUUGUCUUUGUGCAAGGUAUCUCUUCGAUCGCAUUUCCACCGUUUACCUCUCUGAUCAUUGAUGUCAAUUGGCUUAUUUUCUCUGUGCCCUUCCCUCCUGCCCUUGUCCUAUAAGGAACACUAUCGCAUUGCCUCUUACUGCUCUCCAAUCCUUUCCUCCCCUGGGCUUCAAUGCCAUCAUUAUUAGCGGCUUUCAUUUUAUCUCUCUCUGCAGGCCCGAUUGUCAUCUUGGACUUUUAAUCAUGUACCUCCAUGCAUGCUGGUGCAUCGAUGAGGUUAAGGAAAAAUGUAUCUGGGCUAUUGAUGCAUAAUGUAAGAGGUUUGCUUUAUCUGAGGCAUUUUGGGUUGGUGGCGUUGUCAGUUCUGUCAUAUUAUGAUUCCAAAAGGGUGCUUUACCUCCGCUGGGAAUUUAAAAAAUCAGUCAGGAGGACUUUUAAAGAGACAGGUGUCACCUUGUUUUCCAUCGCUUCUGUCCUACAUCUUCUUGCACAUUUCAAAGGGUUCGGUCUCAGCGGUGACCUACUUCUCUCAAUUGUUCAGCGAUUAUUCCCAAUUCACUGAUGCAACCUCCUGCACUAUUAACAACUGAGCUGUCACUGGAGAUGAUUCAACGGGCACGUCCAAAUCACUCUUUAUUUCCACGUCCAUCAGUCAGCAUCACUCCCUACUACAUCGUGGACGCCGCCACCAGCCCAAGAUGUCUCACAGCGGUACACUGCCUGCUCACCUGAGGAUUUGACUGACGGAGAUGUCAGAGACGUUUUAUGAGUGUGAAUGGUUUUUUGUGUUCUGAUUAAGAGGCAGAAAGGCUUCAUGAGAGGUCAAGGAAUGGGACAAUGCGAUGAGAUAAAAGUGAAGAGCUAGAAGGACAAAGUGAACAAAGGACCCGAUGAACAAAGACAGCCUAUGAUGGUUUGCUGCCACAUGGGAGCGAAGCCGCCAGAAAUAGGAAACUGUCUCGGGAGAUGUGUUGCAUGCUAAACAGAUUUGGUUACAGACAGUUGGGUUACAGGAAGUAAUAAAGGGAGCCGUGAUGUAUUAGGCGAUAAUGACUUUAACAUUCAACAUUAAAUUACAUAGACUGAUAUCAAAUUUUAUUCCAUUAAGCUGUAAUCAGCAUAGCUACAAGUGGCAAUAAUAUUGGGAAUUUCAAAAUAAACAAUAAAUAGGGAUUCUAUUUUGCUGAAAUUGUUGGCUCAUGCCGCGUGCAAACAUUUACAUUAAGGAAAUUGAAAUAACUUCACAUUUUUCUAUAUUGAAAAAAUGGUUACCAUAAUUUCCUGACUAUUGAAUGUUGAAUUAAAAUCAGUUUAAAAUUAAAAGCAUUUUCCAAACAGUGGUGAACAGUGUAUCUAACACGGCUAGUUAAACAGUGCAGAACAGCACUUUGAUCAUGUGAUCAUGACUGUUAAACAGUGGCCUACAAGCAGUCAUCACCGUCCUCAUCCUCCUCCCGAGAACUAAAACCACUAAAGUUGUCUUCUUCUUCCCAACUGAACAGCCUCAUGAAUUCUUCGUCACACACUUUGUCAGUCUCUCUCCCCUUUGUUGUUGCAGCUUAUACACCCAAAAUGACUGUACCCUUUCUUCACAUUUUCUCCGUUGAAUAUUCUCCGUUUAAUAUUAACUAUUAACUGUAACUAUACCUUAAAAGUAACGCACUACAAUUUGUGAAAAUCAGAAGUAUAUUUGGGGUCCCACUGGGGACCAAUUCAGCUCACUCACACCAACCUCAUAUUUCAAGAAGUAUGACAAAGUGAGCAAUACUAUUCAAAAAAGAGCUUUUCUCUAAAUUAUCUACACUACCAUACACAUGACACCGAAAUCCCAACAAUAUUGGAGGUAUUGUUGCUCUCAUUGGGUACAGUAAGAACAUUUUAGCCGAAGCCGCGGCACCGGAAAGAUUAUCAGUCAUUACUGCGGAUUAGCCACUUACAGAAGAUUACGUUCAUAUUGCUACACCAUUGUCUGAUAAAUUCACCUUCAGAUUCCCUAAUGUAGUUUAGUCACUUAUCAUUUUAAGCCUGCCUGGGAUGAAAUCCUCCAGCACGCAUUAGUGCAGCCUUAAGAAGCUUCAGUAGACAAAGACGGAGGUUACAUGUGUUAUUUCUUACAGUGUAUUGAUGGUGCAUUCAAAUACUGAAGAGUAACCAUGACAUAUAGGUAGAUAGGUAGAUACCUGCUCGUGGUUCAACCGUCUUGUUGCCAUUUUGGUCCAUAAAGACAAACCUUCCUCCAGUGAAGUCAGAGCCGUAGUCAGACAGGUACAGAAGGGACGUGUAGUCAAACGAACCAUACGUCACCUGACAGAAAGGAAAAGAAACACAGAAUCUGAUUUUCAUCAAUGGAAGCUAUGCAUACAUUAAAUUGUGAUAUUUUCCUUUUUUUACACAGAUCUAAUGAGGACACUGCACAGGUUUAAUGCAACACUGGGAUCAAAUCAGCAUUUUCCUGUACCUCCGAACUCGGAACUCGGUACGCCUCUGAGUUCCAUACCAAACAACACAAACACAUGCCCUGGUGUGGACGCUAAGCUAUGAAAGUUGUGUUAGCAAGUUUCUGAAUGCCGCGUACAAAAUCCACAUUGCAUCACGUCACAGUCUGAUUUGUGAUUUGACACCGUAACAGCUGUAUGAUCGAUGGGAAGAAAAUUUGCUAUCAAAAAUGUCAAGACCAUUUACAUGUUAAUGAGUGUGAGGCAAGCCAAUUAUUCCCCCCAAAUGUCUGCAGAGACAGAUGGAGCACGGACGCACAUCCCUACGUAUUCAAUUCCUUUAGUGCCAACGGGAGCAAAUGAGGUGAAUGAGGUAACCGAUGCCACAUAAAAAAAAACAAUAUGGGGCUGAAAGAUGGCCCUUGGUUGAGGUGGUUGCGGAACCUUGGUUAGCAUCAGUAAUUCAUUCCAGAAAGUCCGACACUAACCAAAACGGAUGUUAACCAAAUCAUAAUUUCCCAUUAUGGAAAUAAUGAAACAAUGAAUGGAAGGGCUUAUGCAUGAAAAAAUAUAAAAACCUUUCAGAGAGUCAAUUGAUCAUUGGCGGGUGACAUAACUUCCUGUACGGUUUGUGCUAUCUAGUACUAGGAACCUUUUGGCCCGGGUUUUGCCCGGUAUUCAACAUAUCUGAUUGAAUGAGCAUUAGUGCUAUGAAAUAUUGACUUUGAGAUAUCCACAAGGUUUCAUCGAGAUUCAGCUGUGUUUGGAAGUCACAAGGCAAGUCUAAAUGGUCUCCAAGAACCCAAAUAUGCUGGCAUACACAUCGUGGUGACUGGAAAAACCAUCAUCACAAGACAUUAGACGCCAGAAAGUCAUUCUGAAGCCAUUACAACAAAUCUGGGAAUGAGUAAAACCAGUCUAUGUCAAAAGCCCAUCAAUCCAUCAAAUACCUUAUCUAUGUGUGGGUGCCAGUACUCGUCGUGUUGGGUCUUGGCCGUUGAGGAGUUGAUCCUGGAGAAGAAGGUGGGCUUGGUGAGGUACAUCAGAGUUUGGUCCAAACCAAACGUCUCUGCAAUAAGUGUUUGGAUUCGCUUGCGUACAUCUCUGAAAGUGAAAAGAACAUGACAGCGGUUAAGGCAGCUUUUCUUGUCAAGGGGUCGUCUCAGCUGCCUUUAAGUCGCUAUAUUUAAAAAAAACUUUACAGUUUUAACCUGAAAUCUUCCCGUGUGGCCGGGCUCUUGCAAAGUUCAACCUCAAUUGAAGAAUAAUCUAAACUAUGAGGCUCGAUUGACACGACAUGAUUCAAGCGUAAUGCUUGACUGAUAAUGUAAUCUUGUCAAGGGUUGCAGACAUUGUUCAAAGGUCCUUGAAGGCACCAUAGUUGUGUGCUCUGACUGCAUUGCAUCUGUUUAUGCCUGUUUAUGUGUACUACAUUUACUUGUACUGUACAUUUUAUCAUUUCAAAUCUGUUAAAUGUGUGUGUGAGGCAUAUUUUGGGUUAGCAUCCAUCGCUAGUGAUCAAUGACAAUUGAAGCGCUGGUUCUGAAACCGAAUAUAGUAGAAUAAUUCCAAGAGCCACUUUUAUUACAAAUGUUGAUCCAAAAACGGAGAACGUCAAGAAGAGUUUAGAUGGGU
This is a messenger RNA of Doryrhamphus excisus (bluestripe pipefish), 6785 nucleotides long. RefSeq names its product urotensin-2 receptor. Gene Ontology annotation, biological process: blood vessel diameter maintenance; regulation of blood pressure; neuropeptide signaling pathway. Lineage: Eukaryota; Metazoa; Chordata; Actinopteri; Syngnathiformes; Syngnathidae. Gene Ontology annotation, cellular component: plasma membrane. The record is from RefSeq and is a predicted model, not a curated record. Gene Ontology annotation, molecular function: urotensin II receptor activity.